Molecule: messenger RNA, 1167 nt
Organism: Hibiscus syriacus
Lineage: Eukaryota; Viridiplantae; Streptophyta; Magnoliopsida; Malvales; Malvaceae
Exons: 2
Coding region: 1-1167 (388 amino acids)
Source: RefSeq, a predicted model, not a curated record
AUGUCUAAAUUUUCAGCACUUUUGGUUUCGGAUUUGAUCCUCUUUUGUUCAUCCAUUUUCUCCCACCCUCUUUAUUUCUCUUACUUCAUCUUCUUCUCCCCUUACUUGUUCAAGAUUUUCUCUUUUCUUUCGCCUCUCUUGGUCACCACUACCCUUUUCAUUCUUUCGUUUUUCACCCUUUCUCACAGCUUUCUCGACAACCAAACAGCUGCCUCUGUUUGCCACCUCCAAUUACCAGAUUCCAAGAUAAUAGCUUCCCUACUAGCUACCUACUGGAAACUCGUCGAAACGGUAAGGUCCGAAGUCGACGACGAACCGAGUGACGGAUUCGGAUUCUCGGAAUUGCUCGAAGCUUGUAAGAUGGUGUUCGAUAAGUCAACUUGUCAUGAGGCCGAUGAAGAUCUAUUUGCCGAGUGUUUAGAUGAAAAAUCGACACAAAUUAAACGUCCAGAAACGAAUCAGGUCAAGGCCGUCGUGAAGAUCUUUGAAGAUUUCUUGCAAGACAAGGAAGGGGUUGAAAAUAAUCCGUGGAAGAAGAGAGACAGACAAGUCAGGUCACCAAUUGUAGAGUCCAAUAAAGGUGAGGUACAAAAACAAGGAUUCAUAACAAGUGAUCCUAAAGCUGUGAUCAAACCAAUGGUGAAUUCCAAUAGAAUGACUGAAAAUGGUGGGAAUCAUAAUUACAAUUCCAGUGGGAAUUUGGGGUCCAGGAAAGAAAAGGAGUGGAAGAGGACAUUGGCAUGCAAGCUAUUCGAGGAGAGAUGCUCGGAAAAUACCGACGGAGACGAAGCGAUGGAUUUGCUUUGGGAAACAUACGAAACCGAGUCCAACAAGGCACAAUUACUCAAAAGUAGGUCGAACAAAGUCAUCGUCGACGAUGACUACUAUGGUAUCGACGAGUACGAAUACGAGGAAGAGUCGGUCGGUCAGUUAUGCUGCUUACAGGCUCUGAAGUUUUCAGCUGGGAAGAUGAAUUUGGGAAUGGGAAGGUCAAACAUUGUUAAAAUCUCAAAGGCCCUGAAAGGGUUUGGAUGGUUGCACAAUGUUAGCAACAGGCAUGGCAAGAGAAGCUUCAAGUGCGAACAACAAGAGGAAGUGAAUAGAAUUGGGUUGUCUGAAUCAAGAUUUAGUUUUGAUGGUAAAAAGAAGAGUGAGGAAGACAGGUGA